This is a messenger RNA of Catharus ustulatus (Swainson's thrush), 1722 nucleotides long. It is a transcript of the gene CTSH, whose product is annotated as cathepsin H. The coding region runs from base 15 to 1004 and encodes 329 amino acids. Gene Ontology annotation, molecular function: cysteine-type endopeptidase activity. Lineage: Eukaryota; Metazoa; Chordata; Aves; Passeriformes; Turdidae. Gene Ontology annotation, biological process: immune response. The transcript is spliced from 12 exons. The record is from RefSeq and is a predicted model, not a curated record. Gene Ontology annotation, cellular component: lysosome.
GGCUCGGCCCGGCCAUGGGCUGGCCCGUGCUGCUGGCCGCGGCCGCGCUCCUGGCCCCCGCCGCCGCCUGGGAGCCCUCGGCGGAAGAGGAGCAGCUGUUCAAGGCCUGGAUGGUGCAGAACCAGCGGCGCUACGGCCCGCAGGAGUACCCGCGCCGGCUGCGCAUCUUCCUGGGCAACAAGCGGCGCAUCGAGGAGCACAACGCGGGCAACCACAGCUUCCAGAUGGGCCUGAACCAGUUCUCGGAUCUGACCUUCGCGGAGUUUAAGAAGCUGUACCUGUGGAGCGAGCCCCAGAACUGCUCAGCCACCAAGGGGAACUUCCUGCGCAGCUCUGGGCCCUAUCCCGACUCCAUCGACUGGAGGAAGAAGGGGAAUUUUGUGACACCCGUGAAAAACCAGGGGGCCUGUGGGAGCUGCUGGACCUUUUCCACCACGGGCUGUUUGGAGUCUGCUAUUGCCAUUGCCACGGGAAAGCUGCUCUCUCUGGCAGAGCAGCAGCUGGUUGACUGCGCCCAGGCCUUCAACAACCACGGCUGCAGUGGGGGCCUGCCCAGCCAAGCCUUCGAGUACAUCCUGUACAACAAGGGGCUCAUGGGGGAGGACAGUUACCCCUACAGGGCCAAGAAUGGCACCUGCAAGUUCCAGCCAGAGAAGGCCAUUGCCUUUGUCAAGGACGUUAUCAAUAUCACACAGUACGAUGAGGAUGGCAUGGUGGAGGCCGUGGGGAGGCACAACCCCGUGAGCUUUGCCUUCGAGGUGACGAGUGACUUCAUGCACUACAGGAAAGGAGUGUAUUCCAACCCCCGCUGCGAGCACACCCCUGACAAGGUGAACCACGCCGUGCUGGCCGUGGGCUACGGAGAGGAGGACGGGACUCCUUACUGGAUCGUCAAGAACUCCUGGGGCCGGCUGUGGGGCAUGCAGGGGUAUUUCCUCAUUGAACGAGGCAAGAACAUGUGUGGUCUGGCUGCGUGUGCCUCCUACCCCGUUCCUCAGGUGUAGGAGCACGGCCUGGCUGGGGACAGGGCUGGAGUCACUGAUGGAGCUCCCGUGGCUGAGUGUGGAACGGGACAGGCAGCGCAGGGUGCCGCACCCACUGAGAGGUGUCACCUGCUGAGAGGUGUCACCUGCUGAGAGGUGUCACCCACUGAGAGGUGUCACCUGCAGAAAGGUGUCACCUGCAGGCAGGUUCCUUGCCUUGCACACAUCUCCUGCAGCAGCACGACCUGAGCCUGCUCUCUCCAGCCAAACCCUCCCACGCUCCUGUGCCUGCCAGGUUCCCUCCUCCACCUGUCCUGACCCGGGACACCCGGGGGGGCAGCAGGGAAACCACACAGGCACUGAUUUAGGGCACACAGAGUUCUCCCUGUCCUUCGAGUGGCUUUUUCUGCAAUCAUCAGGUGUAAAUUUUAGCGAUUUUUAAAUUUUCUUUGAAGGCAAUUUCCCUGUUCUUUAAAGGAAGGAUGAGUGAGUGCUGUGAUUUGUACACUUUUAUCAAUUUUCUGAAAUGCCUGCUAUUUUUUGUAUUAAAAAUCAGGGUAUUUUAAUGCAUAGAGAAGAAAGAGGUGAUUUUUCUUGUAACCCAUCAGCGAAGACGCGAGAACCUCGGUGCUGAUUCUGAACAGGCGCUGGGGAAAUGAAGCCGCGUGUUAGCAGGGGCACGUCUGUGUUGUUUCACGCUGAAAUCUGUCACUGACAAUAAAGCUGCCUCGCCACUGGA